Molecule: messenger RNA, 3414 nt
Organism: Arvicola amphibius (Eurasian water vole)
Lineage: Eukaryota; Metazoa; Chordata; Mammalia; Rodentia; Cricetidae
Gene: Lrrc9
Product: leucine rich repeat containing 9
Exons: 24
Coding region: 1-3414 (1137 amino acids)
Molecular function (GO): protein binding
Source: RefSeq, a predicted model, not a curated record
AUGAUUGAAAGUGGAAACUUAAAUCGAAGUGAAAUUAUUAAAGAACUGUGUUUGUGCAAUGGUUUAUCUUACGAGAUGGUUGGACAAGAAGGAUCAGAUACUUCCAAACUGGAGAUGUUUUUCUCGGGGUAUCCCCGAAUAGUUGGAUUAUCGUUGUUUCCCAACUUAUUGAGUCUCACAAUUGUUGCUCAGGAUAUAAAGGAGAUUUCAGGAUUGGAGACUUGUUUACAACUUAAAGAACUUUGGAUUGCUGAGUGCUGCAUAGAGAAAAUUGAAGGCCUUCAAGAAUGUAAAAAUUUGGAAAAAUUAUAUUUAUAUUACAAUAAAAUUUCCAAAAUACAAAAUUUAGAGAAAUUAAUAAGAUUGGAAGUUCUUUGGCUGAACCACAAUAUGAUAAGAACUAUUGAGGGCUUAGAGACUCUGAAGAAUUUAAAUGACCUCAACCUUGCAGGAAACCUGAUAAGCAGCAUUGGGCGAUGUCUUGAUCCCAAUGACCAACUGGAAAAACUAAACCUUUCUGGAAACCAAAUUACUUCUUUCAAGGACCUUACUAACUUGACCAGGCUGCCUCGCUUAAAGGACUUAUCUCUGAAUGAUCCUCAGUAUAAAACUAAUCCAGUGUGCCAGCUGUGCAAUUACUCCACCCACAUCUUGUAUCACUUGCCUACUCUUCAACGACUCGACACCUUCGAUGUAUCUGCAAAGCAAAUCAAGGAACUAGCCGACACCACAGCAAUGAAGAAAAUAAUGUAUUAUAACAUGCGAAUAAAAACUGUUCAGAGACAUCUGAAUGAAGAGCUUGAGAAACUGAAUGACAAAAAGUGCAAGUUGCAGAAGCUACCAGAAGAACGGAUAAAAGUAUUCAACUUUGCAAAAAAAAACUUAGAACGGGAGUUAGCUGAGCUCAGGGGGCCUGGUAAAGGACAAAGUGAUGAUGAUGCACCAGAGGCCGAGACACCCAGGACCAGUGAGACUGUGGCACAAGAUUCGGGUCGGCAGCAGAAGAUUCUCACCAAACUGAGCGCCCUGGAUGAAAGGGUGGCAUUCUGGAAGAAGAAACUACACGAAAUUGAAGUAAUUUACCAUAUUGAAGUAAGACAGAAGAAGAAGAGCCAUGGCUUAUUGACCCCGUUUUUGCUAACCGAAUUGGAGACUGUGGGGAAUAUCCACUUUGAAGAAGGCACCGAAGCUGAUGACUGGUUUAAUUCCUGCUAUGAACUAAUUCUCUCACGUUUCUGUACCUGGGACUUCAGAGCGUAUGGCAUCACAGGCGUGAAGGUCAAGCGGGUCAUUAAAGUUAACAACCGUAUUCUGAGACUGAAGUUCGAAGAGAAAUUCCAAAGGUUUUUGGAUCAUGAAGAUACACAUGAUUUGGAGAGCUAUCGGAAGAUGCUGGAGUGUCUCUUUUAUGUCUUUGAUCCUGAAGUGGCAGUGAAGAAAAAGCACCUGCUCCAAAUACUUGAAAAGGGGUUCCAGGAGAGCGAGACAAACAAGCCCCCUCUCAGAAGAGAAGCUGUUACCCUUGUGAACAGCCUCAGUAUGUGCGAGUGCCCCCGAAUUGAGUUCCUCCAGCAGAAGUGUAAGGAAGAGAUGAAAAAUCCAGCCGAUUAUGACCUCCUCAGAUACGGCACCAUCCUCAUUGCGAAGGUUUUCCUUGGCCAGAGCGUUCAGGCUCGUGAACAGGAGCCCAUCAGUAAAGCCAACUAUCCCAUGGUUAACUCGGUGUUCAUGCCUCAGAAACAUUUGCUAAGACAAAGACAUUGCGGUUGCGGCUAUCGGCAGUUCAAGUGGUUUGUCUUUGACCAUGACCUUGUUUUGCCAGAGUACAUCGUUGAUUUUGAGUAUAUCACAGUGGUCAAAGUUCACUCUUUACUUUCUACAUUAAACACUGUUAUUCUAGAAGAAGGCAAGAAAUAUUCUGAAGGAUUAGUAUUCUCGCAGGAGUUGAAAUUUGAUGAUGAGGUUAUGAAGAUGGAGCCCAGGAUUAAACCCCGCCCAAAACUCAUUAAUUUGGAUGAUAAGGCGAUAAUUUCCCUUGCUAAGACUAACAUUUACAGCCAUAUUGUGAAUCUGAACCUGCACGGGAACAGCUUGAGUAAACUGAGAGACCUUUCCAAGUUAACUGGACUUCGAAAACUGAACAUUAGCUUUAACGAAUUCACUUGCUUAGAUGAUGUGUAUCAUUUGUGUAACCUCGAGUAUUUGGACGCCAGCCACAACCAUGUGAUAACUCUGGAGGGCUUCCGAGGCCUGAUGAAACUGAAGCAUUUAGACCUGAGCUGGAACCAGCUGAAGAAGACGUGCGAUGAGAUCAACGUGCUGUGCAAACACACCACAAGCCUCCUCACCCUUGACAUCCAGCACAACCCCUGGCAGAAGCCAGCCACAUUGAGGCUGAGUGUUAUUGGCAGACUAAAGACGCUUACACACUUAGAUGGAAUCUUCAUCUCUGAAGAAGAAACCAGAGAAGCUCUGAAGUUCAUUAAUGGAACAAAGAUUACUCAGUUAACUCUCUUACAGCAUUCCAGUUCCGAAGAGGAAAGACCUCGGAUGCUUAGUGUCUGGCCUUCCGCCAAAAUUCUGACACAGAUUUCAAAGUUAGGACCACAUUUCCAUCUGACUGGGAACUGGCACUUGAAGAUAACUGCCUUAAAUUUAGAUGGACAACAUCUCUUUGAAAUCACAAAUCUAGAAAAAUUGGAGAAUUUGAAAUGGGCAUCAUUCAGCAAUAACAACCUCUCCAAAAUGGAAGGCUUGGAGUCCUGUGUCAACCUGGAGGAGCUCACGUUAGACGGCAACUGCAUCUCAAAAAUAGAAGGCAUCGCCAGGCUGACUAAACUAAGCCGCCUCAGCAUGAACAACAACCUUCUCACCGGCUUGGAGAAACAUACUUUCGACAACAUGCUGCAUCUCCACUCCCUUUCUCUCGAGAACAACAGGAUCACAUCUCUGAGUGCUUUACAAAAGACGUUCACCCUGAUAGAGCUGUACAUAAGCAAUAACUACAUAGCUGUGAACCAGGAGAUCUACAACUUAAAGGGUUUAUGCAACUUGGUCAUCCUAGACAUGUAUGGAAACAUUAUUAUAUGGAACCAAGAAAACUACCGGUUGUUCGUAAUAUUUCAUCUUCCAGAACUGAAGGCCUUGGAUGGACUCCCAAUUGAUCCUCCAGAGAUUGAGAAUGCAAAAGAUUUGUUUGGUGGUAGACUUACGUCUGACAUGAUUGCCGAGCGACAAGGACACUCCAACUUUGUCCAAAUGCAGGAACUAAACUGGACAUCAUCAUCCAUCAGGACUGUGGACCUGAUUCCUGUUGACCAGUUCAGGAAUGUGUGCAGCGUGAACCUGCAGAACAACAACCUCACCUCGUUCAGCGGCCUCAUCUACCUGCCCAAUGUGAAGGCACGUGGCUGA